Trichobilharzia regenti is the source of this 2888-nucleotide messenger RNA. Lineage: Eukaryota; Metazoa; Platyhelminthes; Trematoda; Strigeidida; Schistosomatidae. The record is from the annotation of a GenBank genome assembly.
AUGCGACGUCCAGCAAGUGAUGUUAGACAGCGUGAAAGUGGUAGACGUUCAUCACUUGAAAAUAAUGGUUCAAGACGACGUAAUUCUAGUGUCCCAUUCCAUAAUGGACGCAUACAUGGCAUGAAUCCAAAUUCAAUGGAUAGUGAUACUGACUUUUUGUGUGAUCGUGCUGUCGAAUUUAUGGAAUCUGGUGAUAUACAUAGUAUAGUUGCAGUGGAAUUAGCUGAGCAAAGUAUGUAUUUUGAAAGACUAUUAAGAUAUCAUCAUGGCCGAGGAAAUAUACGUUUACCAGAAUUUUUAAAUCCUGGCUUCCCAUCAGUAUUAGAGUAUAUACGUAAGGGGACAACAGAGAUAAAUCGUGAAAAUGUUUAUCAUAUAUUUAUUGCAGCUGAUUUCCUAUUAGUACCAAAAUUGAAACAAGAGUGUGCUAACCUCCUGAAAGAGAUAGCCUCAGAUUCAUCGACCGCCAUCUCUUUGUGGUUAACAUGUAGAUCCCUUUACUGGCCUGAGGUGGGUAUGAUGGCAUUUCAAAAGAUAUUAGAGAAUUUCGAAAAUGUAUGGCAAUCAACAGAUUUUCAAAAUUUAGACGCUGUAGAUGUACGUGAAAUUCUUCAUGAAGAUGGAUUGAAUUGUAAACGUGAGAAGAAUGUAUUCGAUGCUAUCAUGAGAUGGGUUAGUGAGAAUUUCAAAACACGUAUACACUAUACACUGGAAUUAUUAUUAUGCAUACGGAUUGGGAUGUUGUCAACAGCAGAGUUGGAUUAUAUUAAAAAUCAUGAUUUAGUUCGUGUGAUACCAGAAUACUUUGAUAUACUGAAUCAGUGGCCUAACUGUUUAACUCUAACUAGUAAUCCGAUUAUUGCGGCUUAUGGACAACGAUUUAUUACGCCAAGAUUACCUCAUGAAGUAGUUAUGGUUUUCGGUGGAUGGUGUGAUGGUGAAGGACCAAGAGCUGCUGCACAAGUAUACAACCCGAAGGCAAACACAUGGACAUUAUGGACAGAAGCUGGUCAGCAAGCUCAACCAUUAGCUAAUGAAUGGCUUAGUUUAUUGCAAGGUUCCAUGACGAUGACAACGGCAGCGGCCACAAUGACAACACCAACAACGACAACCCCAGCCGCAAUAGCUGAUACAUCAGAAAUCACUCGUCUACAAAACGCUGUGAAUACCGUAAAUACAAUUAAUCAAAUACGUAGUACAUUACCAUCAGAUGGAAUGAUGACUUCUGAAGAACAGAAGGAAAAUCUACUUCUCUUUCCACAUAACUCACUGAUAACAGAGAAUUCUGGUAGUUUAAUUGGUGAAAUCCCAAGACGUGUUUAUGCUGGUUGUGUACUGAUUGAUAAAAGAGUUUAUUUAGUUGGUGGUUUCGAUGGAAGCAGUGCAUUGAAAUCUACUCUAUGCUAUGAUUUUGAAAUAGACUCUGGUUGGUAUGAAAUCAGUUGUAUGUAUGAAAAACGAUAUUAUGUAAGUGUUGCAUAUGCCGACAAUCAUAUCUACGCGCUGGGCGGUCAUAAUGGUGAAAAUCAAGGUCGUUUGGACUCAGCAGAACGUUAUACCUUACAUGAAAAUUUAUGGCAGACAAUAGCAUCAAUGAAUCGUGUACGUAGUGAUGCAGCAGCAGCCGAAUUAGGUGGGAAAGUUUAUGUUGCUGGUGGUUUUGAAGGUAGACGAUAUCAUGAUUCAGCUGAAUAUUAUGAUCCACAAACAAAUCAAUGGACAUUAGUUAGUCGAAUGAAUUCACCUAGAGGUGGAAUAUCCCUUGCUCAACAUAAUAGCUACCUUUAUGCUAUUGGUGGAAAUGAUGGAAAUAGUCGACUGAGAACAAUUGAACGAUAUGAUCCAAUAGAAAGUAGAUGGGAAAUUGUUGGACAAAUGAAUCGGCGUAAAAGUAAUCUCUCAUCAACUGUUGUCAAUGAUGAAAUCUACAUAUUAGGUGGAUGGUCAGAUGAACCAGAGGCUGGUAUAUUGGAUUUAGUGGAAUGCUUUGAUACAGUUAGUCGUGAAUGUCGAGUUGUAAGACCAUUGACAUUUCCGGCAAGUGCAACAUGUGCAUGUACAUUGAAAGAUCGUAAUUUAGUCAAAAAGUAUAUACGACCAUUGCCUAUUCCAUCUACUCACUUUUCAGAUCCCCCAUUCGGUACAUUCUUUCUACACAAUGCAGGACAACCAAUACCGUCUGAUCAAAACCUACCAGUGAAUACAACAGCACCAACAUUUCAUGAAAAUAAUUAUGGGACAACAAAUUUUUUCACUGGUCAACGUAAUACAAAUAAUCGUCAAGUUAAUCAAGCCAAUAAGGUGGCGCACAACUGUUCUUUAAUGCAACAACAAGUAAUGACAGUAGAUACUACUGCUACUACAACAAUGAUGGCUUGUUGUUCACACCUUCGUAAUGAUAAUGACCCCAUCUACCCGGAACAGUCAACAUCGAAUCAGACAGCUGCAGCGACAGGAGGUGGUGAUGAUAACAGAAUGAGAAUGAAUGAGAAUCAAAACGAGUUAUUACUCAUGCCUACAACUAGUUCAAUGAUUGUUAUUCAUGGUGAUAUCAAUAUUAAUGAUAGUAAUAAUAAUAGUAACAAUUUGACGCAUAAUAAUAAUACAGGACAAAAUCGAACUGUACAACAACGGCGACAACAACAGCAGCAGGAUAACUCUAUCUCAUUACCAACAAACAGUCAAAGAACCCAGUCACCAUGGAGGAAACCUACAAGACGAAAUUGUAAACGGAAAAGUACUAAAUGAGCAGGCUGAAAAAUUAUCAUUAUUAUUUUAAAAAAUUUUUUUUCUAACUAAGAUACGUAUAUAGUUAUAUUAUAUUUUUAAAUUUUAUAUAAUCCGCUUUUAAUCCCAAUUUUGAUUUCUUCUUUAACCUUGGAUAUUUU